UUGCUCUGUUUCUUCUUUCCUGCAGCUAUCUUUGGUUUCUCUAAUUUCCUCAGAAUCUUGCACAAGUCGUGGCCCUUUUAAUUAGUCUGCUGCUGUUCUUGGCCAUGACUGGCCGUUCAAAUGUUACUUAUUGUUUAUGUAAAGAUGGAGUUGAUGAUCAAAUGCUUCAGAAAACACUGGAUUACGCGUGUGAAGCUGAAGCUGAUUGUUCUGUGAUUCUCCAAAAAAGUGGUUGCUUUAACCCGGACACGGUGAAAGAUCACUGUAUCUACGUCGUCAAUAGCUAUUUCCAGAGGACCGAAACGUCCCCAGUGAGCACCGAAACGUCCCCGUAUCGUUCGGCCGUAUCCUACCACCGUGGCACGUCUCCGUACGUACCCCGACCGUCCCCUUACGUCACCGUGCCAAGAACGUUUCAGGUACUUGAAACGCCCUUCCUCUGCCGUCCCCGUGCAUCAUAGCAACCAACAACGAACCAAAGAAAAAUUAAAGAAAUGGUUAACGACGACAUAGGCUCUUAGUUCCGACGAUCUGGACAACGGAUGAUAGACCCUAUCGAAACGAUCCUCAAUACACCGAGGCAAACAACAUAUCGUGAGAUUAUCCCCAUCAAACGAUCAAUGACAGUGUUAGAUGGUUUUUAAUCCUAGGUGGUUGGAAUUUUUUUUUUAGAUCUGCAACUAUUUGAGUGACUUUUUUGGAAA
This is a messenger RNA of Hibiscus syriacus, 704 nucleotides long. Its product is annotated as PLASMODESMATA CALLOSE-BINDING PROTEIN 3-like. The transcript has 2 exons. Bases 105 to 461 code for a protein of 118 amino acids. NCBI's taxonomy places the organism in Eukaryota, Viridiplantae, Streptophyta, Magnoliopsida, Malvales, Malvaceae. The record is from RefSeq and is a predicted model, not a curated record.